AUGAAGGACCUGCCCGUCCUUUACGUUGCUGUUCCUAUUAUCAUCCCACUACAGGGAGGAGGUCCGACUCCAAGCCCUGGUUCGGAGGGUUUUCUGAGUAACGAGUACGAAUUUGCCAAUUGCUUCCAAUGGUGGAGCUCUACUCAGAUGAGGGAUUUAAUUCACACCCACCUCAACAUGCGGUUGAGAUCCUUCUCUCAUAGCAGGGAUGUAUUUGCCGGGGAGCGCGUUCAACUGUUGUUCACCUUGUACCUAGGUAAUCAAAGCCGGGUGGAAGGACCGAUCGCCCGCCACAAAGCUUGCUUGAAAGAAUAUUGGCGCGGGAUGAGGUUGAAGGCGCACGUGAUGAGAUUUAACCCCAGGGAUGUUGGUCAGAUCGGACGGCCGCUCCGACAGCUCAACAAAAACGACGUCCAUUUUGGUCCUACUAUUCGAGUCGGAUGGAAGGUGUAUGAUGCAUUAGUCAUCAGUGAAGACCACUAUUUGAUGAGUGAUCGAAACAUCCCGUCUGAUUUGGCCAAUGUCCGCACAGAAGACCAAAGAGAAUUCGGAGGGCAAAAAAUUAUGUAUCCAACAGCUCUGGCCGAUGGUACAGUACUGGCGCUUUAUCACAUGAGCGCAAUGGGCAAGCAACUUGUCACGUUCAUUGUCAUGAGGCUUUCAGACGAUUGUUCUCCAGCAGCGACCCAGCUGCCUCUACGGGAACCACCUCAUUCAUUGGGACGACUUCGACCUGGCUAUCGACUGAGUGAUACGUCGUGGGCGAUACAAUCUUUCAAGCGACUGAAUAUCCUCCGACUGCCCGUAUUCAACUCCGACUUCGCUGAGGUCAUAGGCUUCAUCGAUGAAUGCCCAUCACGGGUUCCUCAAUUCGAUGCUAGAUCGACGAUCCUGUCAAAGGGCAUCCGCGACUUUUCAGGCAACGAAUACAAUAACAAGCGCAAGCUAUGUCUCGAUGCCUCGACAGCUCCACGGGUUCUCAGAGUCGAAGGCCUCGCAGUGGCUAAUGCGAGUCAGCUAUUAGGCGUUUUGAUCGAGUCCAAGCUGCAUAACGUCGAGGGGAUGGCUCUUUUCAUCUACCGAGUGUGGCACUGGCCGAGAGGCGAGGCCAUCUUCGGGGCAGGAAGAGUGGAUGUCGAUGGAACUCUGGACGGAGACACCCCCGAAGUCAUGACGACUGGAAUCAGAUCGAUGUACAAUCCAGAUGGUUUGGUGUAA
Molecule: messenger RNA, 1218 nt
Organism: Dissoconium aciculare CBS 342.82
Lineage: Eukaryota; Fungi; Ascomycota; Dothideomycetes; Mycosphaerellales; Dissoconiaceae
Exons: 6
Coding region: 1-1218 (405 amino acids)
Source: RefSeq, a predicted model, not a curated record